UGUAGAAGGAAGACGCAAGUCACGUGGACGUCAAUCAACGCGUACUCGAGACACGGCAGUUCACAGACAGGCCCCGAGAGUAACAGUCUUUUAUACCUCCCUCAAGAUGCACUUUGCAGGCUGACUUGUCGUCAGACGCUUGGGUUUCUCAUCCACCCAGAGGGUUUUCUCAUCCACCCAGAGGAAGUGUUGUUUACGAUGAGACAAUGACCGCUAACGAAAUUACAGAAAUACCCAGCGGAUUACCUAAGAUUUACGACGAACAUUGAACACAACCAAAGUUGGACCGGGUAAAAGAGAAGAGAUCUGUGAAACUCUUCUGGAAGAGGCAGACCAGGCUGUUUUUAUCCGGCGGCUAUACUGAACAUAAACACUUCGAGUCUCAUACCCUUCAAAGUCUGCCGGACCCGUUCUGGUAAGAAAAUGGCUUUGGACACAUUGUUAUUUCCUUCAGGCCACUAUUACCAUAUCGGCCCAGACUUUGAACUUCUCACCAUCAACAUUAAUCAGCUCUUUAUUAGUCAAAGGAAAGCAGCCGACAUGAUGCAUCGCAUCUUACUCCUGGCAGUCUCAUUGCUCUUUUGCUUAUCCUUUGCAUUAAAAGAUGCUGCUGCAAGAUCUCAUGCACAACAACAAAAGUCCUGGCAAUGCCCAAGGAGAUCCGGAACGCGGAUCGACGAAUCUAGCAUUCGAACCUGCCCUUUACCUGGACAACUGGGCAUUGUGGAUGAAGAGGGAUAUUCGGAUGCAGUAUCCUGGUCGUUUUCGCCCCGAUGCAUUGGCGACAGGGUGAAAAACGAGAGCGGUGUGCCUUGGAUCGAGUGUUUGUUCAGCGACUCUAAUUUCCGAAACGGGCACGGGAUCAGUCUAGUCACUUCGCCAACCAUCACAUCCCACUUGUUGGGCUUGGGUGCAUUGGAGGAUCGCCCCCAUUCAGCUGUCGCCCAGGAAGCCGCAAAAGGGAUCCUAUCAUACGAAAUAGUCAAUGUAAAGGGGAAGGGGAAAGGUGUCGUGGCGAAACGUCUAAUCCGCCGUGGCGAGAUAGUCAUGAUCGAUAUUCCAGCGAUUUUGGUCGGAACAGGAUUUCUGGGUCAGGUCCGGCCACACCAUCGUCGGCGCAUGGUUAAGCAAGCAAUCAACCAAUUGCCGGAACGAACGCGAAACAAAAUAUACAAGUUAUCGAGUGCGACCGGAGAGUACCUCAUUGACGGAAUCUUUGGUCAGAAUUCGAACAGCGUUCUCCUGGGCGACGGACAAAUACACAUCGGGAUGUUCACCGAGGCUGCGAGGAUCAACCACUCCUGCAGGCCAAACGCAUACUUUCGAUUCUCUGAGCGAAUGUUGGCCAUGGAGGUGGUUGCAUACCACAAUAUUGAGGCGGGCGAAGAGAUAGAAAUGAGCUACGUACCCAUCACCGAGACGCGAGAGGAUCGACGUAAGUACCUAAAGGAGAAUUGGGGGUUUGACUGCACUUGCGAAUUGUGUCGCGCCACGGAUCUCGAGAUCGGCGACUCGGAGAGUAGACGACGCCGAAUGAAGGAGCUCAAGGAAUCUGUCUUGUACGCUAGAAAGGAGGGCUUUUUCCAAGACGCCGUAAAUAUGGCUGAGGAAUGGUUGAUGUUUUCCGAGUGGGAGAGAUUACCGCCGUUGAUGCCCGAGUACUACGACACCCUGACAGAGCUCUACCUACUCAAUGGCGACAUUUUCAAUGCCACGAGAUAUGGUCGGAUGGCUUUGGAUGGGUGGGCCAAGUUUGGCAGCGUGGAUGAUGAAUUUCUGGAGCGAUCAAGGAUUGGCCUCCUAAAUUUGAGUGAGAGAUCCAAAACCCGUAGGCUGUACUCGUCAGGCGGAGGACCUCGAGAGAAGUUCUAGGAGCAACCACUUCGCACGUAUCGCCUCUCGAUAUGCGAAAACAAAGAUUGAAUAUACGUGUAUUCUAACCUUUGAACGAUGACCUCUGUUCCCAACAUGCAGUGAAAGGAGCAACGCGAAGGCCAUGGUUUAGGCGAGAAGGCGCGAUAAUUAAGUUGCCCCGGAAACACAGCAGCU
Molecule: messenger RNA, 2049 nt
Organism: Lasiosphaeria miniovina
Lineage: Eukaryota; Fungi; Ascomycota; Sordariomycetes; Sordariales; Lasiosphaeriaceae
Exons: 4
Coding region: 424-1872 (482 amino acids)
Molecular function (GO): protein binding
Source: RefSeq, a predicted model, not a curated record